This is a messenger RNA of Otolemur garnettii (small-eared galago), 1067 nucleotides long. It is a transcript of the gene PSMB8, whose product is annotated as proteasome subunit beta 8. NCBI's taxonomy places the organism in Eukaryota, Metazoa, Chordata, Mammalia, Primates, Galagidae. Gene Ontology annotation, cellular component: proteasome core complex. The record is from RefSeq and is a predicted model, not a curated record. The transcript is spliced from 6 exons. The coding region runs from base 1 to 831 and encodes 276 amino acids. Gene Ontology annotation, molecular function: threonine-type endopeptidase activity.
AUGGCUCUACUGGAUGUGUGCGGAGCCCCCCGAGGGCAGAGGCCCGACUGGGCUUUUCCAGCUGCUGGAAGCAGCCAUUGCUCGGACCCAGGACACUACAGUUUCUCUAUGCGAUCUCCGGAGCUCGCCCUCCCCCGGGGAAUGCAGCCCACUGAAUUCUUUCAGUCCCUGGGUGGGGACAGAGAAAAGGACAUUCAGAUUGAGAUGGCCCAUGGCACCACCACACUGGCCUUCAAAUUCCAGCAUGGAGUGAUUGUGGCAGUGGACUCUAGGGCCUCGGCUGGGAAUUACAUUGAUACCCUGCGGGUGAACAAGGUGAUUGAGAUUAACCCUUACCUGCUUGGCACCAUGUCUGGCUGUGCAGCGGACUGUCAGUACUGGGAGCGUCUGUUGGCCAAGGAGUGUAGGCUGUACUAUCUGCGGAAUGGGGAGCGCAUCUCCGUCUCAGCAGCCUCCAAACUACUCUCCAACAUGAUGUGCCAGUACCGGGGCAUGGGCCUCUCCAUGGGCAGUAUGAUCUGUGGCUGGGACAAGAAGGGUCCUGGACUCUACUAUGUAAAUGAAAAUGGAACUCGGCUCUCAGGAAAUAUGUUCUCCACUGGUAGUGGGAACACUUAUGCCUAUGGGGUCAUGGACAGCGGCUAUCUGCUCAAUCUUACCCCCCAAGAGGCCUAUGACCUUGGCCGCAGGGCUAUUGCUCAUGCCACCCACAGAGACAGCUAUUCUGGAGGCGUUGUCAAUAUGUACCAUAUGAAGGAAGACGGCUGGGUGAAAGUGGAAAGUACAGACGUCAGUGACCUGCUGCACCAGUACUGGGAGGCCAAGCAGUAAUGGGGAUGGCAGCUGGGCAGCCACCUCAGGGAGAGUCUGGCCAACCCAAGGACCUGAGACAGAAGAAGCCCCUGGAGAACGAGAGCCCUAACCUGCACCAGAGAUAGAGAAUAGGCUUAUUGGCCCAGUAGGGCUAGAGGGGUUCAUCCUUUUGUGUGUUUUCUGUUUCAUGAGCAUUUCUCUCAAAAAACUUCUGGGUCUCACUAUGUACAAUAAAGGAAAACGGUUAUAAAUGU